Molecule: messenger RNA, 4713 nt
Organism: Vigna unguiculata (cowpea)
Lineage: Eukaryota; Viridiplantae; Streptophyta; Magnoliopsida; Fabales; Fabaceae
Product: spectrin beta chain, brain
Source: RefSeq, a predicted model, not a curated record
UCUUUCAAUUCAUCUCCAACCCUCUUUUCCCCAAUUUCCCCAAUUCAACCUAGGGUUUUUUUUCCCAACGAAUUGAUUCUCUCGUAUCCCCAAUUCCGAUCUUUCGUGAAUUUUCCUACACCCUUGCUUGAAUGAUGGUUGCCACUAUCUAGUUCGUUUCUUUAUUCGUUGCCGUUCCGGUUUUACUGCAAAAUUUUGGUCUAAUUUUGUUUCUUUUUUCUUUUUAACUGUUAGAGAGGGGAAAUUCGUUUUCGGUUUUACUAGUAUUUUCUGAACUAUGCGGUGUUGGGCAUUUAGUUUUUUUUCGUUGCGGGGGAAUUUGGUGUUGCGAUUUCGUUAAAUUGGCAAUGUACGUUAGGGAGUGUCAACCUUCGUUGAAAUGGGAUGGUAUGGCUUCAUUGAUGUUAGUGGAAGCUUGCUCAUUUUUCUAUUGAGCAUCAUUCAGAUUCGGGCAGGAAUUGGGAGACUCAGUUUGAUCUGGCAGUGCAAAAGAAAGUAUUUCUUUUGACCUGCCUUCUAAGCUUUAGUAAGGUUGACAGCUUAAUGUUGAGUUCUGGAAAUAACUUGAACAGUAGCAGCAGCAGCGGGAUAACUUCUUCGGAUAUGCCACCCUUGCCACAGUGUUUGCCACUAGAUUCAAUUACCGUAGGCAAUAGAAAAUAUACAGGAGAGCUAAGAAGGGUUCUUGGUGUCUCUGCUGGAAACACGUCUGAAGACCAAUCUUUUGGAGGUCCACAUCCUAAACCCAUGGCUCCUGGAGCUUCAGGGGAACUAAAGCACUUCAAAGAAAGUGUACAGGAUGCCUCCAGAAAGGCAAGGGAUAGAUCAAAAAUGCUUGGGGAAUCUUUGUCUAAGUUGGAAAAGUACGAGGCAUUAAACAUAAAGAAGCGACAAAGGAGUGAUUUAUCUACUGAUAGGGGAAGUGGAGUAAACUUGACAAAGAUUGGUAACCAGAUUCACAAAAUCCCUAAUGAUAAUCUAACCCAGAGAUCAGAAGCAAGGACCUCAAAUUCAAUGCUGAACAAGCGAAUUCGUACAUCAGUGGCAGAUGUGCGGGAGGAAAGUAGGUCUACUGCUAUCGGAAGGUCACGGAUGGUCACAGAGAAGGAUGCAAAUCUGGUUCAAACACUUGGAGGUAGCUCUGUUCGAAACGAAGAGAAAACUCGCAGAUUACUUGCUGGAGGUGAAGGGUUGGAUCAAAAAAUAAAGAAAAAGAGGUCUGUUGGAACUGUAGGAAACAGAAUUACAACUACUGAAAGGGAUGUAAAAAGAACUGCUCAUCCAAAGGCAAACACUGAUUUGAAGAUGCGACUUUAUGAUGCUCAGGGUUUCAGAUUGAAGUCUGGAUCUGGUGGAAUCAAGUCUGAGGGCUCUUCAGAGCUUACUAAUACAGGUGUGCGCAUGAUGCUUACAAGUGAGCAAGGUGUUUCUGUUCACAGGGAGCACAUAGCUGAGCAGAGAGUUGUUGCUAAAGGAAACACCAGGGCUAGCACUCAGGAGGACCUGGCGAGCAGCCCUAACAUGAUAAUUAAAAACAAGGUAUCUCGAGCACCAAGGACAGGUUCAGUUAGUGCACUAGAAUCAUCAAACACUCAACCUUCAUCUACAGCUUUUCCUGGUUCUUCUAUACAUCCAAUGACCCAGUGGGUUGGUCAGAGACCACCUAAAAAUUCACGCUCACGAAGAGUUAAAGUAGUUUCUCCUGCCUCACGCAAUCUUGAAGUUCAGGCCUCAUCUGAAGGCUGUCUAACUUCCGAUUUCAGUGUUAAAGCUUCUUCUGCUGGCAACAAUGGAUUUCCACUGCCAAGCAGUGUAGACCACAGUAAUCCAAAAUAUAAAAGACCGCCUGAUGAUAUUUCAUCUCCCUUUGGAUUAUCUGAAAGUGAGGAAUCUGGAGCUGGGGAAAACAAAAUAAAAGAGAAAGGAGUGAAUGGCAGUGACUUUGCUAUGGCACCAGAUAAGGCGGGGUCUUCAAUGUUUCAAAUGAGGAAGACUAAGAUAUCAAAUGAUGAAUCUGGAGAUAGUGUGCAGAGACAUGGAAGAAAUGGAAGGAAUUUAUCAUUAGUUAGGCCGGGCCUCCCUUCUGGAAGGGAGAAGGCAGAAAAUGGACCAAUAAUGAAGCCAGUACAGGACAUGAAGCCUAAUGAUAAGAGUAAAAUCAAAUAUGGUCGCCCUCCUUCAAAAAAGCAGAAAGAGCGCAAAGUUGUGGCUCGUGUAGGGAAGCAACUGAACAUUGGUUCUGCUGAUUUUGGAGGUGAAUCUGAUGAUGAUCGUGAAGAGUUAUGUAAAGCUGCAAAUGCCGCUCGUGAUGCUAGCAACCUUGCUUGUUCGGGUCCUUUCUGGAAUAAAAUGGAGUCUAUUUUUGCUUCUAUCAGCUUGGAUGAUGCAUCUUACUUGAAGCAACAGCUCAAUAUUGCCGUGGAAUUUGAUAAAAGUUUAUCUCAUAUGUUUGGCAUUGAUCAAGAUCUUUUGGGUGUUGUUAUAAAUAACAAGGCCACUCAAGAUUCAGAAGAAAGAAAGAGAAGUCAAUGUGAUGAGGAUUUAACUAAGUUUGAUGCUUUGGGUGGAAAGAAGGACAUGGAAAGACCGGACAAGGUUACCCCACUAUUUCAAAGACUUCUCUGUGCUUUAAUUGAAGAAGAGGAAUGUGAAGAAUCGUAUCACCAAAUUGAUGCAAAGAAUAUAUCCCGACAAUGUGCCAGUGAUGACUCUCACUGUGGUUCUUGUAAUCAAAUUGAUUUUGAACCCAAAGAUCGGGAUAGAAUGGAUUCUGAAGUUGAAUCAGAGGUGGAUCUUCAAAUUCAGAAGAACUGCGUGUUGGAUAGACUAUCCUGUGAUAAGAGCACCACAUCCAACACAUUUAGAUACCCAAACACAUCCAGUUCUUUACAAAGCACUGGAGUUUGGCAGGGUGAUGAAGAAUUUUCCCUCUCAGAUAUCACGCACACUGGUGAAAUAUGUUCAAAUGAUCUUGAUCAACUGCAGCAUGCUGAGUUAAGUGUUCCUAGCUUUCCUUCUCCUGAUGGCCAGUAUCAGCUGAUGUCUCUGGAUGACAAACUGCUGCUUGAGUUGCAGAGCAUUGGCUUAUAUCCUGAAAUAUUGCCUGAUUUAGCUGAGGAAGAUGAAGCUAUUAUUAAUCAAGAUAUUGUGAAACUUGAGAAAGCACUAUAUGAACAGAAUCAAAGGAAGAAGAGUACUUUGGACAAAAUUGAUAAAGCUAUUCAAGAAGAGAGGGAUGUGGAAAGGCGGAAGAUUGAACAAUCUGCAUUUGACUAUCUGACUGAAACGGCUUACAGAAAGAGAUUGGCAAGCCGUGGAAGCAAAAAUUCAAAAGGUGCAGUUCACAAGGUGUCUAAGCAAGUUGCAUUGGGUUUUAUUAAGCGUACUCUUGGAAGAUGUAAAAGAUACGAAGAGGCUGGGAUUAACUGCUUUAGUGAACCUACCCUACAAAAUAUAAUGUUUGCCCCACCUUCACGUGAGAAUGAUACUCAACCUGCAGAUUGUAUGGUCUCUGGCACAGCCAGUAAUACAUGUAACAAAAUUUCCCAUCAAAUUGAAGCCAGAAAAUCAGGUGCAGUUUCUAGUGCAUCCGAGAAGUAUGAUUGCCAUAGAGAUUAUGCAGACAGGGGAUUGGUUGAUUCUUUUCAAGGUUCAAUUCAGUCAUCUGAACAAGCAUCAUCUAAGAAUGGGUCCGUGUUUAUCAAAGAAAAGAAGAGGGAAAUGCUGGUCAAUGGUGGUGUCAGUGGUUCUUCCUCAAGAGCAUCAAAUCUUGACGGCGCUGUUCAUGGUGGAGUCAAGGGAAAGAGAAGUGAGAGAGACAGGAAUCAAAGCCGGGACCAGAGCAGGCAAAACCCUAUUGGUAGAGCUGGACGGAUGUCACUGGACAGUAGCCAAAAUGAGAACAAACCAAAAGCUAAGAAGCAAAAGAUUAGUGGUAGUGGACAUGAUAGGUUUAUGGAAGCAAAGGAUUCUGCUCGUUUACCUGCUAAUGAUACAAUAAAAAAUGGUACCAAAGAUGGGGCUACAUUAUCUGCUGUGGACACUUCUCAAAUAAAGGAAUCCAAUGACUUUGGGAAUUUGCCACUACCUGAUUUAAGUUCAAUAGAAGAAUUUGGUGGCGCACAUGAUCUUAGUUCUUGGUUGAACUUUGAUGAAGAUGGCUUGCAAGACCAUGAUUCUAUUGGCCUUGAAAUUCCAAUGGACGACCUAUCAGACUUAAAUAUGCUAAUGUGAAGGGAUAUAUAGCUCACACUCUACGCGUUACACGUAUCAUGUCUGAAGGAGAGUUUGUAUGUAUUCACUGAAACCUUGUUGGCAUCAAGAUCUUGAUGGUGCUUGAGUUUCUCUGCAGAGAAAACUUGUGAUUGGGUUAACGAAUUUUGACACAUUUUUAGAGUAAACGGGAGACGUGGAGAAACUUGUUAUUGCAAUUCCAUAUUCUUUUACUGAAAGUUGUAUAGAGGAAGCUUCAAACAUGGAUUUCAUGAAAUUGCAUCACUUCUCUCAUGAAUCUAACUAGUUUUUUCUGGGUUUCUAGCCAUUGUCUCAGAAAUUGCUAUCUAUAUAGAACAUUAGAUUAUAUCAGUGUUUUCAUUUCUCAAGCUGUGACUUCAGCUAAGUUACAGUGUAUAAUCUAUUUUGUCCUUGUACAACGUGACUCCCACAUUAUUGAUUGCUUUCUCCUGAAUAAUGGGGAAUGGAAUUUUAAUAUAA